AUGCCAGACAUCUACACCCUCGUACAAUCGCACUACGGCGAAAUCGCCAAACGUAGAACUACCUCCCCAACCACCCAACAAACCAAAGAAGAAAAUAUCGCCAAAUCCUUCGGCUACACCGCAGACGACCUAGCCUCUCUCCCUGACAAAACGAAUCUAGGCCUAAGCUGCGGAAACCCAGUCGGACUGGCAAAUGUCAAAGAAGGCGAAACGAUCCUCGACCUUGGCAGUGGCGCCGGAAUUGAUGUCUUUCUUGCUGCGAAGAAGGUCGGCGAGAAGGGGAGGGCGAUUGGUAUUGAUAUGAGUAGAGUACAUACAUCCACCCCCUCCCCCUCUCAUCUCGCCCCCUGUACCUCUUAG
Molecule: messenger RNA, 360 nt
Organism: Aspergillus chevalieri
Lineage: Eukaryota; Fungi; Ascomycota; Eurotiomycetes; Eurotiales; Aspergillaceae
Exons: 1
Coding region: 1-360 (119 amino acids)
Molecular function (GO): methyltransferase activity
Source: RefSeq, a predicted model, not a curated record